Aspergillus tubingensis is the source of this 231-nucleotide messenger RNA. Its product is annotated as cytochrome c oxidase subunit 7. The record is from RefSeq and is a predicted model, not a curated record. Bases 1 to 231 code for a protein of 76 amino acids. Lineage: Eukaryota; Fungi; Ascomycota; Eurotiomycetes; Eurotiales; Aspergillaceae. The transcript has 5 exons.
AUGUUCCGCACCGCUCCUCGUCUGGCUGGGUUCGUGUUCCGUGAGAACCGUGUCCCUUACUACCAGCGCCUUUUCCAGCAGCACGACGGCAAGCGCCAGUGGUGGAAGACUGAGCGCAGUGGUUACCUCAUGUGGCCCUACCUCAUCUCCGUCUACGGCAUGGGCAUCGCUACCACCUACGCUAUGGGUCGUAUGGUCUUUGGCCACAAGACCUGGCUCGGCAAGGCGUAA